UGGGAGCUUGAAAAAAAGUUAUUAGAACCUUUUGAUCCAGUAAGGGACUUUGUUGCCAAACCAAACCUUCCCAAGCAAAACCCAGCUCCACGAACGUCUCGUCGAAGCCAAUGUCAUUCAAAAUGAUGGUCCGUGGUCUUGAUGACUGGACUUUUAUGGUUUCCACGUCCAUCAAUGGCACCUCUGUCUCUCUGACCGCAAACUUGCUGGUCAUAGCCACUCUGGUCCUCACACUGUUGGGAUACUUUGUUGUUCCGCAUCUCCUAUCACCUCUCCGAUCAAUUCCUGGUCCAUUUCUGGCCCGCUAUACUGACCUCUACCGCCUCUACCAUACCACCCGCGGGUCUUUCCAUCUCCAUAUCACUCGAUUGCACAAAACAUACGGUCCCGUCGUUCGAAUUGGCCCCAACACCGUCGAUAUUGACUACCCCGAGCCGAUCAAAGUUGUUUUUGGGACGACUACAAAACAAAAAGCCGAGUGGAAAAAGACAGGGUUCUACCUCUCUAGCAGCACGCGAAUCAAGGAGACGGGGGAGAUCAUGUACAACCUGUUCAGUCAAAUUGACCCAGAGUUGCAUGCCAAGUGGAAGAGACCAGUGGCCAAGUAUUACUCCGCCGCCGCGGUGGCAAGAGUAGAAAGCAAGAUGGAUGAAGUGGUCGAUAUGCUAUGUAAGGAGUUGGACAAAAGGGUAAGUGGCAAUGAUGGGCAAGAGGAGAUUGAUCUGGGGAAGUGGAUCGUCUUCUACACUUGGGACGUCAUCGGGAACGUCACAUUUUCCCAGCCGCUCGGGUACUUGCGCGAGGGCAAAGACUUUGACGGGACGCUUUUGACAGCAGAUAAAACGCUCGACUACUUUGCUUUCAUAACAUCAAUCCCUUGGCUUGAUUACGUCUUUGACAAGAACAGAAUCAUGAGAAUCGGACCGCCGAGCUUCAAUCACAUCGUCGGACUUAGUGUAGGGCAUAUCAUGAAGCGAUUCCAGGAAGAUCAAGGCACAGAGCAGAAGAGCAGAGAUGCAGACUAUCUGGAUAUGUUUCUCGAAGCACGUCAAAAGUGGCCAGAGGUGGUGGAUGACGCCAUGGUCGUCAGAUAUACUCUGAGCAACAUGAUUGCAGGGGCAGACACCACCUCGAGUAUCAUCAAGACUGCUAUCUACUACUCGAUGAUGGCAGAAGGGAGGUGGAAAAAGUUGAGAGAAGAACUAGAGAAAGCUGGAAUCAACAGAGAAAAGUGCCCAGUCAGUUACAGAGAUGCUAGGAGUGUGCCAUACCUGGAGGGGUUGGUAAGAGAGAGCAUGAGAAUUUUACCGGGCAUUGCGCUAGGAUUGGAAAGACAUGUUCCCAAAGGAGGUUUCACAUUGCCUUCGGGGCACUACCUGCCAGAGGGUACAGCAGUGGCCAUGAACCCUUAUGUCCUUUCUCGGAACAAGCAAAUCUGGGGUGAAAAUGUGGACGAGUUCAAGCCUGAAAGGUGGCUGAGGGCUGGCGGAGAGAAUGAGACCAGAUACCAAGAAAGGCUGCAGAUGAUGAACGGCGCAGACUUGACUUUCGGUGCUGGGAGCAGAAUGUGUCUUGGAAAGAAUUUGGCGCUGAUACAAAUCUAUAAAGGCCUCGCAACAUUAGCGUUGCUUUAUAAUGUUGAGCCAGCUGACGGGGCGAAGGAGUGGAAAGUCAUCAACAGCUUUUUUGUCAGGCAGGAGGGACUCGAAGUUAGGCUGACAAAGAGAGUCUGAACAUUGCCAUGUUCAAAGGUCCAGAGGUGUUCUAGGGUCCGGAUUUCUGUCGGGGAAUACCAUCAAAAGUGGGAGGGUGGCCGAGCGGUCUAAGGCGCUACGUUAAGGUGAAUACCUUGAUCCAAAUUCCCUUCAGAAUUCCGUAGUCUCGAAAGGGGCGCGAGUUCGAAUCUCGCCCCUCUCAUCACAGUUUUGUUCUUUUGUCCUUUCUCCUCUUUUUCUUCCCUCUGUGAUGUGGAGCUCAGGGUCUUUUGGUGCAUGGAGUUGACCCAUGGAUAAACCCUGGAUGCAGGUUGCGGUACCUGAAGCCAACCAGGAUGGCAGGGGCAAUAGGUAUCUCUAUUGAGGUCAGCUCCUUCAAGGUAUGAUUCUCGGAUAAGUUCAGAAGUUGGGUAUAUACUGCCCGUGAAGUUCAAGACUGGUGAUGAGAGAUGUACACUGCUAGUUAAAUACACCAAAGAAAUGCUACGCUGGAAUUACCUCACUUUGAAGGAUUGGAAGCCCC
This is a messenger RNA of Podospora bellae-mahoneyi, 2238 nucleotides long. RefSeq lists its product as uncharacterized. NCBI's taxonomy places the organism in Eukaryota, Fungi, Ascomycota, Sordariomycetes, Sordariales, Podosporaceae. Gene Ontology annotation, molecular function: oxidoreductase activity, acting on paired donors, with incorporation or reduction of molecular oxygen; monooxygenase activity; heme binding. The transcript is spliced from 3 exons. The record is from RefSeq and is a predicted model, not a curated record. Bases 111 to 1733 code for a protein of 540 amino acids.